UUUUUCCUCGAUAAGGUUCCUGCAAUGCAUUAAAAUCAGGGGACUUACUUGGGCCGACUGAAUGCAAGAGUUAAAACAUUUCGGGGGUGGAGCCGCACUGGUGAUUUCAUUGGAUAGUUUAAACUUGCUUUCUAAGAGGAAAUGCACUAACAAAGGAAUAAGGAAAAGGGAUGAAGAGCUUCAUUUGUGGAUGUCCUCAGGUCAGAUGAUACAGGAUGACGAGGAGGGACUACCAGUCACCUGCUUCUGCUUUCAAAGAUGCUGCUCAACCUGUAAACCGUGGAGGAACACUGACUCCAGAUCAAGCUUGGUAACAGCAUCAUCAUCCUUCUCCCUCUGUCGCCAGCGCCGACGGAUCAAGCAACUAGCGUUUGCUUUGCUUGAUCUUUUUGGUACAGAUUCCCCACUUGGACAAGACUUAGUUUAAAUGUGUGGGACACAGUUUUAACACAAAAAGUUUCAAUAUGGCCGCCCGCCAAGAUCACCACAAUAAGUUUAUCAGUUUCAGCGAUGACUGUAUGCCAGCACAACUUUUUAAUGACAUUUACUCCUUGCAGAAUUGCAAUACUUUUCUUGGGAAUAGUGAUUGUCUUAUCAGUGACAACAACAAUACGACAGCUAUGAAAAGCUCCACUGCCCAAUGCCCCUUCUGUCCGAACACUAACUCUGAGAAUGACCAGAGGGAAAAUGUUGACAGAGACAAUUUAAAUACUGCCAACCAAAGAAGACUUCCAACAUCCUCUCAAAACUACAAUCAUCCAGGAGAAUCAUGUGGACGGGACAGGAAAGUGAAAAUAAGGAAGAGUGUGUCAUUUGAUGAUGAUGUCAUUGUCUACCUGUUUGAUCAGGAGAGUCCAACUCUGGACAUGCACUUUGAGUCUUACAAGUCUCUGAUGAGCAGCUAUUCCUCCAACCUGCCAGGCGUCACAUUAGAAGAUAAUGCCUUCGAAUGGGAGGAUGACUUCUCGGCUUUGGAGAAGAGCUGCCAUUUUCAGUAUGACGGGCACUCUCAUCCCUACAGCCUACUGCAGACACAUAACCGGACUGCCCAGUCCAGACCAGAGAAUGGCUGUCUACCCCAAACCUGCCUUUUCCUCACCUAUGUCACUGAGUCCGACCUCGAGUGAGAUAAGGGUUUGUUGAACCUGAGAUCUGUUCUGUCAGAGAUAAGGGGAGUAGCAAGAUGAAAUCCAAAGGGAAGGCUGUGAAGCCAUCCAGAAGGAACUGGUCCGACCCGGAGCCGGAAUUCGGAGCCUGCUCCAGUGAGCAGGAAGGCUCAGAGGCCUCGGUCCGGAUCCGUGGCUCCUGGAGGGGCUCUCUGAGGAGCGGCAAUGGCAAGAGGCAGGGAGGCCGCCGGCGACGCAAGCACGGCUCCAGCACCAAAGAGCGCAGCAUCCGUCGACUGGAAAGCAACGAAAGGGAACGCCAGCGCAUGCACAAACUCAACAACGCCUUCCAAGCACUGCGCGAGGCCAUCCCGCAUGUGAAAACCGAGAAGAAGCUGUCCAAGAUCGAAACGCUGACCCUGGCUAAGAAUUACAUCAAAGCUUUGACCACCAUCAUCCUGGAUAUGUCAGGGGGCUGCCUGCCUGCUGGCGGGGUCCCUUCAGAGGCCAGCGCUGCCAAGCUCCUCCAGUGCUACCAGCAGCACCUGGAGGAAGAGGGGGAGGAAGGUCUCACCCAAUACCUCACCAGUAUGCAUAGCUUCAGCCAGCAAAGCUAACAGUAAGAUUAAAGCAAGGGGAGCCACCAGGAGGAGGGCUGGACAAAUCAAACAUUACCCACUUCCUACAGUCACACUCUUAGAGACGUUCAGCUGUGUUUUCUGUAGGAAGUGGGCUCCCCCCCCAGAUCAUAGACCUCUAAUAAAUGCUAGCAAGAGGUGAGCUGUGCAGAACUCCAUGCAAAAUAUGGAAGGAUUUUAUACAGCAGACAUGAAGAAUGCAGACUGGAAAGUGAAACCAAAUGGACCAUAGUUGUGUAAUGUAUGUGCCCAGGAAAGAAGGGCUGCUUUUUUUUCACCCUCAUGUUUUUUUUCCUUCUUCUUCUUGCGUGUUGUGGUUUAAACUGGGGAAGGGGAUUGUUCUCUUUUGUGUUAUCUUGCCAUCUUCUUGUAUCGACUCUUGAGAAACCUGCUCAGUGUAACCUCGAGCCAUAACUGUUGCAUCCAUGAAAGAAAGACAACCAAGCAGAAGGCUUAAAUAUUGAGGUGUUGUUGCAAGAAAGUGCUCACAAUGAUAAUCCACCCUUGAUCUGAACGCGCAGCUCUUUCCUCUUCUUCUGCACACAGAAGAGUUCUUAAAGGCACAGAUGCUAUUUAACGUGUAUGUUACUUGCUUAUCCCCUCUCCCUGCUGUGUUUCCAUGUGUGUUUAAGCUGCAAACUUUGUGUGAAACAUCAUAACGGGGGAAAAAAAACAUUUGAGA
This is a messenger RNA of Maylandia zebra (zebra mbuna), 2426 nucleotides long. RefSeq names its product basic helix-loop-helix family, member a15 (gene bhlha15). Gene Ontology annotation, biological process: sensory organ development; axon development; positive regulation of transcription by RNA polymerase II. Lineage: Eukaryota; Metazoa; Chordata; Actinopteri; Cichliformes; Cichlidae. Gene Ontology annotation, cellular component: nucleus. Gene Ontology annotation, molecular function: E-box binding; protein dimerization activity; DNA-binding transcription factor activity, RNA polymerase II-specific. The record is from RefSeq and is a predicted model, not a curated record.